Messenger RNA from Chelonus insularis, 4415 nucleotides. RefSeq lists its product as uncharacterized. Bases 227 to 4321 code for a protein of 1364 amino acids. The record is from RefSeq and is a predicted model, not a curated record. NCBI's taxonomy places the organism in Eukaryota, Metazoa, Arthropoda, Insecta, Hymenoptera, Braconidae. The transcript is spliced from 18 exons.
UCGUUUGUUUUGAAGAGUAUAAACACAACUUUCUGUUGAUUGUUUUCAACCAAAUCACGAUUCCUUAUAUAAUUUUUACUCAUCAAAUAUAAUUUUAAAGAUUAAGUUUAUAAAUUCAAAGCCUAUGAUCAUGAUUUUUUAAAAAAUAUAAGUAACCUUUGAAAUCAUUAUGAAUGAAUAAAUUAAUUGUUUUAUCACAUGGUGUUUUGUUAUAAAUAAUAAGAAAAUGGCUUACUUGAAUAAUAUCACUUCAGAAGAUGAAGUAUUUCGAAAUAUUUUUUUGGCAAGUCUAACGUCUUCACCUACAGUUUCAUCAAGUUCGUGUUCAAGUGGAUCGUCAAGACCUAUUGAUGUCCCUAUUGACACUUGUAUUGAUUAUAUUCGUUCUAAAAUCACCGAUUUACCAAAUGAUGUUUUGGAUAAAUUUAAAAAGUUUAUGGAAGAGUGUGCACCAAAUGGUCGAGUUAAUUGGAAAACAUUCAGAGAAGCAUCGCAGCGUUGGAUAACUUCAAUCAAUUCUAAGUGGCAGGAGACAAAUAAUAACUCCUAUCAAGUAAAUGGUGAAGACAUCGCUGAUAGCCCUGAUGAAGGGACUAGUACUGAUGAUCCGGAUAUUUUAACCAAGAGGUGUGAUAGUGGAAAAUCAUCUGAAUUCUUGGAAUGGUCAAUUGUGCCUGGAAAUAAUGUGACCAAUGAUACAAUACUGGAAUCUGAAGUAAAGGAUGUGCCAAUUAAGUCUCCAAAAGGAUUAGACUUGACAAAAAUUGGUGAAGCUGAGCUCCACAACCGAAUUCGAAGAUUCGAUGAAGAUAAUGCCUGGCUUCGAGAUGAACUCAUUAGGACUGAAGAUUUAGCUAACAGUUAUCAACGACAAUUCUACUCUGUACGACAGAAGUUUGAUAAAAUUAAAGAAAAGUAUGGCGAGCUUGAACGAGAAAAUGAAGAACAAAAGGAAAUUAUACAUAAUUUGGAAGAACAAGAGAGAAAGUGUCAAGGAGUAAUAGAAAAAAUUAAAAAAGAAACAAAGUCGUACAUUAAAGAGAUAGAAAAUAAUAAACAACUUAUUACAACGCUGAAAACCAAAAUUGAAAAACUUAAUAAUGCCAACAUUAAAUAUGCUAAACAACUGUCCACGUAUAAAACAGAGUUGGAAGAGAAAAAAAUUAAUUGUACUAUACUGCAAGAUCAACUUGAUCAGAUGAAUAAACUUAAUAGUAACCUUGAGAAUCAUUACACACAAACAAUUCAAAAUUUGCAAGAAAGAUUUGAAGAGUUGAAAAAUGAUAAUUUCAAAUUACAAGCAAAAUUAAAUUCUAAUAAUCUGUCGAUGGAGGCAAGCUUAAUACAAUCUGUUCACAUAAAUUCACCAGUUGAAGAUUUUUUUGAUGAAGAAAUCAAUAGGCCUUCUCCUCCAGAUUCUCUCUAUGCUGAAUUAAGAGCUUCAGGAUUUUCUUUGAACACUAGUGAAAAUAAUGGAAAAAUUCAAGAGCUUGAAGAAGAAUUAAAUUGGUAUAAUGAGGAAAUACACAAAGCAAUCGAACAAAUUAGUAUAAUCAUUCAAAAAUUGAUUCAAGAGAAAAAAUUAUCUCUUGAUGAAAACAAUUCGAUAGAUACAUGUGAUCCCAAGUCGAAUUACAUUCCAGCACUUUUAGCGGAAAUAUCAAUAUUAUCAAAUAUCGUAACGGAACCAAUCCAAAAGCCAUUGACUAGUGAAGUUUACUGUCAAGUAUUCGCUGAGCCUCUGGAGAGUCGAGGAUUAGACGAGUUUCAAAUUUCAUCAUUUAAGAGUAAACUAAGUAAUCAAAACAUAUGGCAGUCCAGUAGUUCUGCUCGAGCUUUUUUUACCGCUCCGCCAGUUGCACCUAAUCAACAGAAUACUGAAAUUCAAUCUAGGCGUAUUUAUACUCACCCAUCAAGGUUAAAUAAAAGACGGUGGGCAUGCAAGUUUUCGAAUGAAUUAACUUCUGUAUUAAGUGGAGAUGGUUCAAUGGAUGCUAAUUCGUCGCUUUCGUCACAUUCCAGCAACGAACUUGAGUCAAAAAUAAAUUUUCGUCCCACAGUAGUUGUUGUUGAUGAUACUGUGGAGAAGAAAGACAACGAAAUUGCCAAGUCGAUUUACGUCGACAAAAAUUCAUCUCAAGAAUCUCCUAGUGAAAACAAAUCUUUCAAUUCAAUCAUCACAACACCAAAAAUGAGUGAAAAAAAUAUUCCAAGGAGGAAAUUCUCAGUGUUUUCGCGGUCAAUUGAUUUGGAUAAAAUGUUACAUCCUCAAUGUGUUAAUGACAUCCUCACGACUAGCACACCAGCUCAACCGCAAAAUUUUUCCGCUACUUCUUAUCGAACCACUACUGAUUUAAGUGAUUCAUCAAAUAGUCUAUCACCUUCUCAGUUAGACACUUCUACUGAAGAAGAGAAGAUUGAUCGUGUUUUUAUUCCAACGACACGUGAGACUACAACACUUAUUGCUCCGGCUAAAUUAACUCUUCCUAUUCAAAAAGACAGCAUAGAAUUAGAUUUGUCGAAUACAUCAAAUAACUCAGUAACUCAUGUGCAAGGUGACACGAGUGCUUGUAGUGAUUUGUUUGCUACUAAACUAAUUGAUACUCCAAAGUUAUAUAUUUAUGGAAAUAUUGAUAAUGAUAAAAAACAAGAUAUACAAGGAAAAAGGCGUCCUAAAAGUGAUGUUACGUGGAUCGCUCAAACAGACGUUGAUUCUUCUUAUCAUGGUCGAAGCAGUCGCGCGGUAAAUGAAAAAGAGCCAGUAAAAUCGUCUGCAGUCACACUCGAGAUGUCGAGCGGGGAGGAUAGCUCUGAUUCUUCAAACAGUGAACAAGUAGUUAUUUGUGAUAAUAAACAAAUCGUCCAGAAGAUUGACAAUAAUAUAACUCAUGAUUUAUGUGAUUCUCUUGAAACUUCUCAAUCCUUAACAAGUGAAUUGUCAAAUUAUCCUGUAAAACCCCUACCUAAAGUUUCAAAUGGAAUUAAUGAUAAAACAUUCACGUAUAAACCAUCAAAUAGCCGUGAGAUAAUACUAACGAUGAAAAGAUCACGGUCGGAGAGCGAAAGUUAUGAAGAUCAGUGUACAUGUAAUCUCAGAACAUCAAAACUAAAUAAUAAAAUUCCAGAGUCUAAUCUCAUGAUAUUUCCUAGUUUAGCAGAUUUCCGUAUGCAAGAAUCUGGUAUUGCUAAUCUUUCUGAAAAUGAUGAGCAGGAAAAGGAUUUAUCCGAGGCCGAUAUAGAGAAAAAAUAUUUAGCAUUUUCUUUAGGCCUUUCCACCGACAGACUAACAUUAACCCGUAGAAGAGCUUUCUCACUUCGUCAACGUGAUCAGACUGAACAUAAUCUUGCUAAUGAAAUAACCCGGAUGUCACAGAAUGUCAAGGAACUCGCACCAUUAUGCUUCGACAGUGAGACGAUUGAUAGGAUAGAGCGUGCAAGGAAUCAAGUUGAAAUAAUCACACAGUGCGCGCGCAAAGUAUCAUGGGCUGCAGAGCUGCUUGGAGCUAUUCAACAAGAACAUCGAAUAUCUAGAGCAGUUUAUCUGGCUGACAAAUAUCUCAGAAUGCUGCGUAGUCGAUGUGAAAAACUUGAAGCUGAUCUUGCAGAAACUAAGCGUAUCCUUACAGAAAAUAAUAUUUUAAUUGAUGAACACAAUGUUGAAACUGGCGAGGAAUUGACUAUACGUUAUCGCGGAUUACCAACGACUAAUCGUACAAUGAUUGCUAGAAGACGAGCAAGUAUAGCCACAAUAUUCAGACCUAUUGGAGCAGGCCAGGAUAAUACAAAAGAAGGUGUAAGACAACGGAAUUCAGUAUCUGGACGUGUUACUGUCAGAAGACCAUCAUUUAGCACUGAUUCCCAACGAUGGGAAAUGGAAAAGUUGAAUAAAACAGAAAGCUCAAAUUCUGUUGGAGAACUUCGUGAAAUAUUUGAACACAUUGAAUCUCGACGGGCCUCAAAAGAAGAAAAUAAUAAUAUUAUGUUGCAAGUUGUUACAAAUAGUGAAGGUAGUUCUUUAAUAGUACCGAGUACAAUAACAAGGUCUUAUAAUACCGAAGAAUUACCUGUUGCUAUAAUUAAUGAGGAGGAACCUCUUCCAGAUUCUAGGACAGUAUCUAGAAUGUUAUCUAUGCCAAUAAGCCAUCCUAUAUCAUGGCGAUCAUUAAUAUGGUGCAUUAUAAUUGGAUUUUUUAUUGGAUUCUUCAUGAAAGAUGUUGUUUCUUCGAAACCCUGCAAUGAAGGGUCUUUUAGAUGGUGGACUUUAGAAGAAAUACUUGGUCGCCAUGUGGAAAAAAGAUGUUCAGCACCAUUACCAAUUUGAAAAGAGUGUAAAUGUUAAUUGCGAAUUAAGAAAUAGAAGAAUUAGUUAUAUAUGUAUAUUUUGCAUAGUGUCAUUAAAUUGAUGUGUAUACAAA